AUGAAUAUUCUUAGGAAGGGUGGUGUUAUUGUGGGGAGACAAAGUGGUAGUGUGAAACCGGGCGAGGUGCCUGCUAUCGAGCCUGGAAGCACUAGUUUUAGACAUGAUGUGGAGACUUUGACUACUAUGUGGAAUCGGGUGGGAGAGGAGACUGGGACAAAAUGGACAGUUGAAAGUUUCCUUGAUGAAGUUGGAAUUCAGACUGCAAAGCGGACUGUGGUGGAGGAUGAGAACUCUAGGCGAUUGGUGUUUGCUAUCACUAGGGAGGAGUAG
Molecule: messenger RNA, 273 nt
Organism: Penicillium pulvis
Lineage: Eukaryota; Fungi; Ascomycota; Eurotiomycetes; Eurotiales; Aspergillaceae
Exons: 2
Coding region: 1-273 (90 amino acids)
Source: RefSeq, a predicted model, not a curated record